AUGAACCCAUUUACCUUGACUAUUGCUAGAGUGUAUCACCCCUUUUACAAUCGCGCCAUGCUGGGUGUCAGGUUGAGGGAUUUUCAAGCCGACAUGGUUAGCAAAUUCAAUGCUAGCGGUCUUAAGGGAGCUCAGUUAGUUUCGGAAAUAACAAUUUUCCGCCUGGGUAGCAUCCUCGGUUACAUCACGUUCUUCCAAGAGUGCAAUUUAACUCCUCCCGAGAGCCCUUCGGACCUCUCCUACCGUCUAAAGCCAUUCGCCGGCGAACUCAACCCUAACACUGAAUUUUAUGGAAUUAAAGGCUCUCCUAAUCUGGGUCGCCCCGUGAUCUACUUCAUAGCUGUCAUCGACAUUCUCACUCGGUACGGCAUGCGCAAGCGGACAGCGCAGACCUAUAAAACGGUCAAACAUGGCGCGGGCUCCGAGAUUACCACUGUCCGGCCGGAAGUAUACGGGCGCAGACUGCUGGAUUUCAUCGGAAACUGCAUUGAGUGA
Dibothriocephalus latus is the source of this 495-nucleotide messenger RNA. Lineage: Eukaryota; Metazoa; Platyhelminthes; Cestoda; Diphyllobothriidea; Diphyllobothriidae. The record is from the annotation of a GenBank genome assembly.